AUGGAGAGCCGUGGCGACAACGACAGUGAGCAGAGCUUGUCCACGGCGGAGGCGACGCUGCGGCACAUAGAGUAUGUGGUUAUGACUUUGGAUCACAUGAACGAGCAGCUAUCAGACUUUCGUGGUAUGAAGGCUUCCCUGGCAAGGCUUGAAAGGAGCCUCCGGACCACACCAUCCGACGCUGAUCACGGAACCAAGGCCCAGGAUACAGGGCGGCUUGGCAAGCCUUCGGAUGGCCACGGAAGCAGGUCUCUGGAUGCAGGAAUUCACAGACGUUCGGAUGGCUCGAUGACGUCGGCAGCCAGAAACGGUGAAGUGAUCCAAACUCCGAAGCUGAGCUCAGAACUUCUUUCGUCUAUAUAUGGACUUGAAGCUGCCAGGGCCGAGGAGUUACGCAGCAGACGAAGAGGUGCCAGGGGAAGUCCAAGAAAGCCUGCGGGUGAGGCCGACAUGCUCGGCCUCUUCCAGCGCAGCUCACAUGACUCUCCGUCCUCGCGGAAGCCGUCCAGAUCUGCUUCCUUGUCAGCCAUUAAACCGGACCGCGCUGAUGCGGACAUUAUCCCAGAAGCUCCUCCGAGCAUACAACCACGGGCUCCUACGUCGCCGCCUGCUGUUUGUCGGAGGAAGUCCUUAGACGAUCUUCGCCAGUUUCACGAUGCAGUCAUUGCCUCCCCCGCCUUGCCGACUCCGAGCUCACGCCGGAAUAGCCUGGAGACGGCAACUGCAGUGCCCCGACUCGGAUGGUUCCUGCUGUCGAUGAUCGGCAUACUCGACUUCUUCGACGGCAGGAAGUGGCGAUGCCUUGCAAGGUGUAGCCUGCUGAUACAGACUGUGGGCGUUAUCAGUCUGGUAGCGGCCAUGAGUACAUGGACUGGUGAUUUCGAGGACCUCGAGCCUCUGAUCACAACGGCGCUUUACUUCUUUGGUGUAGCUGCGGGGGUUUUCAGCCUUCGGAGGAACAAGAUCACCUGCCUCCUGGGGCCAUCCGAGUACAUGAUGGAUGACUAUGCACUCGAGUCGGACUUUUUGGACGACUGGAGAAAGCUUUCCAAGGCACGCCUUUUCCAGAUAAGCGGCUUUUUCCUCCUCAUGGUCAGUUCGCGAGUGGGCGCGCUGUUUCUGACAGACCAGGAAAUCUUCGGGAAGUACAAGGAGGUCUUUGGCUUCGAUCUCGUCACGUUGGUGGGCUUCACUGCAAUGGCGGUAUGCUACUGCACGGCGUGCUACUGCGUGCUGCAUGUAACUGCAGGUUUGGAGCUUGCAGUGGACAGCUUUGCAUUGCGCUUUUAUAGCACAGGCGACAUGGAGGCCGCAGUGAUGAGUUGGAACAUCGUUCAAGCCACUUUGCGACAGACUUCGUGCAAACUCAGCAACUUCCUGGUGCUCCUCGCUUCCUCCUGCAUGGGGACUUUGAUCUUGUUUGCAUACCAGGUCCUGUCCCUGACUCUAUCUGGUGAAGGAGCAUCCCUCCUCAACAUUAUCAAGUGGCUUGGAUGGUUGUACUCUCCCGUGGUUCUGCUUCUGUACGUCCUCUCGACAGCAGCAGCUGUGACGGAGAAGGUCGAUCGCUUGGCACCGCUUGUGAAUUCCUGGUCGUUCGAUGGUCGGGAGACAUUAGACGACUCGAGGCAGUAUGUGGUGUCAUAUAUCCUGCAUAGCCAUGCAGGUUUCUAUGCCCGAGGUAUUCGCAUUACAUCUUCGAGCGUGCAACAACUGGUCUAUUACUUCGCAGCUGGGUCGUUCGGCCUCCUCACCAACCUGUGGCAGAGGUAA
Molecule: messenger RNA, 1773 nt
Organism: Symbiodinium necroappetens
Lineage: Eukaryota; Dinophyceae; Suessiales; Symbiodiniaceae
Source: the annotation of a GenBank genome assembly